GGUCCUGCUGUCAAACACAGAUGAGAGGAGAUGAGAACACAGCGGCAGGUUUCAGGAGGGCAUGCACCGCUGUUAGAUAAUCGCAUUGCGGAGUGGACCAAUAGAAGCGCAGCGGCGAUCCGAGGACGAAGAAAUCAUUUUCAUGUAAUUGAAUCCAACUCGUCCAGAGCUGCCGGAGAGGCGACGUGCGCAGACCGGUGAUGCUGCACAGACACACGGCGAGCCUGCAAACUUCAGACUGGAUCUAUAAACUGUAAUAAAGCCGCUCUGGCUCCUGCUGUCCGUCGGGCUGGUUUCGGACACCCAGCUUUAUAAAGGAUAAUAAUAAUAAGAGCGAUUAUACAGUUAUGGAUUAAUCAGCGAGACGCGUCUUCAUUAAAGCAACAGGUGAGAACAUGCACGGGACAAACGACAGACGUUAAAGAGCUGAGGCAGCACACCUGCGCCCUGUAAGCUUCUCGUUGGCUCCUCCUCCUAACCUCCCGUGAACUGGAGAUACAAAUACCUCUUCCAUCCCGUCACACAUCCUGAAGCCAGCAUGCCCAUCAUCAGCAAUGCCAACCACGACUUCAGCACCUACUCCAUCAGCAGCGACGACAGCAGCCUCGAUCGCUUCUUCACAGAGAUCCCGGAGACUGAGACCAUCAAGGGCGUUUACUUCCAGCGCGCCCAGCUGCUUCGUGACCCCAAGGCCUCGUAUGUGGUCGACCAUACCCUGCAGGUUCUCAUCAAUGUCGGGGGCAACCGCUACACAUUCCCCUGGAGCACCUUGGAGCAGUUCCCCCAGAGCCGUCUGGGACGUCUGCGCUUCUGCACCACCCCCGAGGAGAUCGCACGACUCUGCGACGAUUACGACGAGACGUGCCAGGAGUACUUCUUCGACCGAAACCCUACAGCCUUCAGGGUCAUCCUCAACUUCCUGGCUGCGGGGAAACUGCGUCUGCUCCGAGAACUGUGCGCCGUGUCGCUGCAUGAUGAGCUUGACUACUGGGGCGUGGACCCGGGCCACAUGGAGCGCUGUUGCCGUCGCCGCAUGUCGACCCGCGUGGAGGAAGUGGCCGAACGAGAGCGCAAAGAAGAGGAGUGGAGGCAGAAGAGGGUGAUGCUGAAGAAAAGCAACACAGAGGCUGAAAAGGGCUAUCACAAACUGGCGUGGAUACUGAGAGAAGUGGUGGAAAACCCUCAGUCGGGUUUGGCUGGGAAGAUGUUCGCCUGCCUCUCGGUGGUCAUGGUGCUCGUCACCGUCAUCAGCCUGUGCAUCAGCACCAUGCCAGACCUCAGAGAUGAAGAAACCAGGGGCGAGUGCUCCCAGAAGUGUCAGAGCAUGUUCGUGGUGGAGUCCAUCUGUGUGGCGUGGUUCACUUUGGAGUUCAUGCUGCGAUUCGUCAACGCUCAGAGCAAGAUGGCCUUCGCCCGCGGCCCCCUCAACAUCAUCGACGCCAUCGCCAUCCUGCCGUACUACGUGUCUCUGGUCUUCGAUAUCAGGGAUGAGUCGCAAGAGGAUGUCAUCGUGGGUGCCGGCAGAGGCUAUCUGGACAAACUCAGUCUGAUCCUGCGCCUGCUGCGGGCGUUGCGGAUCCUGUACGUGAUGCGGCUGGCUCGCCACUCUCUGGGCCUGCAGACGUUAGGACUGACCAUGCAGCGCAGCAUCAGGGAGUUCGGCCUGCUGCUGCUGUUCGUCUGCGUUGCCGUGACCCUCUUCUCACCUCUGGUCCAUCUAGCAGAGAGCGAGCUGGCGCCGUUUGCCGCCACGCACCCGCAACACAGCUUCAGCAGCAUCCCGGCCUCCUACUGGUGGGCCAUCAUCUCCAUGACCACGGUGGGAUACGGCGACAUGGUGCCUCGCAGCAUCCCCGGACAGAUAGUCGCGCUCACCAGCAUCCUGAGUGGCAUCCUCAUCAUGGCGUUCCCCGCCACGUCCAUCUUCCACACCUUCUCCCGCUCGUAUCAGGAGCUGAAGCAGGAGUACGAGCGGCUGUGGAAGGAGGAGAGAGGCGAGGAAAUAGCCGCUGAGUCAGAGGAGAGUUGGGCCAAAGCCGAUUUGGCACCAGAUGAUUUCACGUCUGUGUGCAAGGAAGAUAAUGACGGGACUAUGUUAACCAAGAGUCAUAAAUCCACACUUCCAUCGACAGCUUUCUAAUGCACCAGGAAGAGAGCAGUCAGACACUUUCUGUCAGUAAUUAUGUGUUUAAAAUGGUGAUACUUGACAACAUGCGCUAUCCUUUUUAAGCACAUUUAGACUCUAAAGGACUGUUAUUUUGAAAGUUCUUGUCUGUUCAUGUUCUGGAUUCAUGCUUUAAAUAUAUUAUGCUUCCAACAAACUAUCUAUUACUUAUCAGGUUAUGUAAAGCUUGCUUUCAUAUCAGCAAAUACAUUGCAGCACUUAAAGGGUACCUAUUAAUGCCCAUUAUUUUCUGUCAUAUAUAAUUUUACAAUGUCGGAUGUUCAUAUUAAACUUAGUAGGGAUGUUAACGAUUAUCCAAAUUAAUACAAUCAGUUAAAACAAUAUCUAACUUUAAA
Molecule: messenger RNA, 2520 nt
Organism: Perca flavescens (yellow perch)
Lineage: Eukaryota; Metazoa; Chordata; Actinopteri; Perciformes; Percidae
Product: potassium voltage-gated channel subfamily G member 4
Exons: 3
Coding region: 539-2140 (533 amino acids)
Biological process (GO): protein homooligomerization; potassium ion transmembrane transport; action potential
Cellular component (GO): membrane; voltage-gated potassium channel complex
Molecular function (GO): delayed rectifier potassium channel activity; protein binding
Source: RefSeq, a predicted model, not a curated record